This is a messenger RNA of Triticum aestivum (bread wheat), 4184 nucleotides long. Its product is annotated as disease resistance protein RGA2. The transcript is spliced from 4 exons. The record is from RefSeq and is a predicted model, not a curated record. Lineage: Eukaryota; Viridiplantae; Streptophyta; Magnoliopsida; Poales; Poaceae. Bases 75 to 3902 code for a protein of 1275 amino acids. Gene Ontology annotation, molecular function: ADP binding.
CCUUACAGUGUGCCUUACAAUCCACAAAUACAUCAAUACUGCCCUGGGUUCAGUACGCUGCUGGCUGGGGAGCCAUGGUCAUGAGCGGGCUUGGGUGUGCGAUUGCGGUCGCUGUGGCGAAGCAGAUCGUCAGCAAGCUAUUUGUCGGCGGUGAAUACGCUGCGGCGGAAGUCACUCUGCAGUGGAGGUACAGAGAGCAGGUGCUGGAGAUGGGGGAGAAGAUGAAAGAUAUCGAGGCCGUGCUGGGCGAUGCCGACGAGAGGUCGCGUCGAGGAGGGGAAGCCGGAAGAGUGUUUCAGCGGUGGCUUAUGAAGUUUAAGCGUGUCGCCUACGACGUCGAGGACGUGCUGGAUGAGCUUGACGCUGAUGAGCUCAUCAGCAACACACAAUCCAAGGCCAGCUUAUGGUUUUCGAGAAACAAUCAACUCCUGCAGCGAAUGACCAUGCCCCACAAGAUGAAAAAGGUGAUGAAGAAAAUAGACCAGAUUAAAAAGGAGGGCAGUAGGGAUCUCAAACUUGUGCCUCACGAAGCAAGGGGAGAAGGGAGCAGAAGCAAUGAAACACUUGCAGCCAACUGGACUGCUCAUGGAAUGGAAACAGGGAUGGUGGGGAGGGGUAUCGAGAAGGAGAAGAUAAUCAGCCUGCUACUCACAAGUGAAGAAGCCAACCAGGAUAUCUCUAUCAUUCCAGUUGUCGGCCUUGGUGGCAUAGGCAAGACAACAUUGGCUGAAUCAGUUCUUGCAGACAAGAGGGUCAGUGUCUUUGACAUCUCAAUAUGGGUUAAUGUGUCCAUGCAGUUUGAUUUGCACAAAAUUGGGAGUGUCAUCCUGAAAAGAAUGAUGGAUAACCUUGACAACUGUGAUUUGCAAUUUCAUCUGAAAAAAGAACUUGCUACUAGAAGAUACUUGAUUGUUCUGGAUAAUCUCUGGGAAGAAGAUGGAAAUAAUCUUGAAAGGCUCAAGGAGAUGUUACAGCAUGGCCGAAAGGGCAGCCGUGUUAUAGUAACUACCCGAAACCUAUGCGUAGUGCAACAAUUGCGCACUGGUUUUCUUGCAAAUCAGAGGAAAAUUUCUCCGGUCCCAGCGUCCGACAUAAUCAAUUUGGGUGUUUUAGAACCCGCAGAAUGUUGGGAAUUAAUGAAGCAAAGGGCAUUUGGGCCUGAUGAUGACCAUAGUAGCUUGGAAGAAAUUGGACAGCAGAUUGCAGCCAAGUGUGGAGGAUUACCGCUCGUGGCAAAUGCUCUUGGGCAAGUAAUGUCAGAGCUAAGGACCGUGGCAGCAUGGGAACAUAUAAGAGAUACCAAGGUUGAUUUGGGUUUGAGAGAAGGACAUCAGAAAGAAACAUUAGAGAGGCUAAUGAUGAGCUAUUACCACAUGAAGCUAGAAUUCAGGAUGUGUUUCACGUACUUGGCAACCUUCCCCAAGGGCUUUGUCAUGUAUGAUAAUCAUCUAAUCCAGCAAUGGAAUGCACUUGGAUACAUUAAUUCAAGGCAUGAUGGUCAAAGGUGCAUCAACUACCUUUUGGGGAUGUCCUUUCUUCAGAUUCCAGGAUCUGCUUCGGCCAGUCCAAGUCCAUUGCAUUGCAAAUCUCCUCCAGAACUUGUCAUGCAUGAUUUGGUGCACGAUCUUGCAUCAGAAAUUGUUGCUGAUGAAUUCAUUGAUCUGGAUGCUACCAAAAGCACUAGCUGGAACAGGCCUAAUUACUACCGACAUGCACAGUUAACCAACUUCAAUAAUGAUCCCGCGGUUUUCAAAUAUGUUCCAGACAAGCUGAGGUCCCUCCAUUUUAGGGAUUUGGGGGGAUUGCAACUACCGAAAAAGGCAUUUGCUCAGUCCAAGUACAUACGUGUCUUGGACCUAAGUGGACAUUCAUCCAAAGGCCAAUCCGCUCCAAGUAGCAUGACGCUGCCAUCUUCUGUAAAUCAAUUGAAGCUACUUAGGUACCUUGACGCCACAGGCUUGCCAAUAACAUCACUUCCAAAGUACUUUCAUGCACUUCAAAACAUGGAAACUCUUAUUAUGUCUAAUUCCUUGCUUGAAACCUUGCCUGAUAGUAUUUGUUGCCUCAGCAAACUCUGCUAUUUGGACCUAUCUGGCAGUAGCAGCCUCAGUAAGCUACCUGCAUCACUAGGGGAGCUCUCUCAACUCUUUUUUCUUAAUCUAUCUGGGUGUUCUAUACUCCAAGAGUUGCCUGACUCUAUCUGUGAGCUUACAUGCUUACACCACCUAAACAUGUCAGAUUGUUGUGCUCUUCAAAAGCUCCCUGAUAAAUUUGGUGGCCUUCAUAAACUCUCAUUCCUAAAUUUGUCAAGUUGUUCAAAGCUCACCAAACUACCUGACAAUAUAAGCUUCCCAUGUUUAGAACAUCUGAACCUAUCGAGUUGCCAUGAGCUAGAAAACCUACCAAUUGAUUUCGCUUACAUUCAGAAACUUGAGUCUGUGAACCUCUCUGGUUGCUACAAGGUUUCAAUGCUGCCAGGAUCAUUUUGCCAACUUAAUCAUUUGAAAUACCUAGAUGUUUCAGAUUGUCAUAACCUUGAAAAACUACCUGAAUAUUUUGGUCAUCUCAUUGAGCUUGAAUAUUUGAACCUAACAAGUUGUCCUAAGCUCCGACAAUUGCCUGAAUCACUAUGCAAGUUGUCUAAGCUGAGGCGUCUCUAUUUGUCAUAUUGUCUGAGGCUUAGGGAGCUCCCCUCCUCAUUUGGUGACCUUCAACUUCAAAUACUGCACAUGAAUGGCCUUCUAUAUAUGUAUGAUUGCCCUGAUAGCAUUGGUGACAUGACUAGUCUCACCCAGUUUGUGAUUGAUAUUGCAACUUCUAGGUUGCGUAAAAAGAUUCCAGCCAUUGUAAAGCGUCUAAAUCUUGUGGGCACAGUAAGACAUCACGUACAUGAGAUAGAGAGUAGAGGAUGCAACAGUAUAGUGGAUCUUUGGGGAUUGACUUGUUCAGAGCUGAUACUUGAAGGCCUUCAGAAUGUCACGCAUCCAGAAGAUGCAGACAGAGUCAAACUACGUGAUAAAUCAGAUAUUCGAGUAUUAAAACUUCUCUGGGAAAGCGAAGGAGGUAAAUCUGUGCUGGACCGGCUCGUACCUCCACGGACUCUGGAAAACUUUUCGCUAGUUGGGUUUAUGAGCAAGGAUUUCCCUAACUGGUUGUUUCACAUCUCGUCCUACCUCCCUUUUCUCAGCGAACUGGCUCUUGAUGGUUUGGAAGCAUGUGAUUGUCUUCCUCCAUUCGGGGCAGUACCAAAUUUAAGAAUGUUGUCUCUGAAGAACAUUCCCAACAUUAGGAAAAUCGGUAAGGAAUUUUAUGGAGAGGGCGGACCUUGUAUGAAACUAAGAGUUCUGCAAUUGGAGUUGAUGGAGAAUUUGGUGGAAUGGUGGACAACAGAGUCAAGUAAAGAAAACAAAGAGUUUCUAAUCCCUAAUUUGCAUCUUUUGUUGGUAGUGGACUGCCCAAAGUUGAAGUUCCUACCAUAUCCCCCAAGAAGUAUGCAUUGGGGUUUGAGCAACAGCGAGACAGUUUGGCCAGAGCGAGGAUUCGGAAUGCUCUCCUCUUCCAUUCACCCUUUUGAGAUGGUUCUAAAGAACUGUAGUUUCUGUCAAGACAAUGGCUUGAGGACUUUGCCAGAGGUCAUGCGAUGCUUCACCUCUCUCACUAGACUAUGGUUGCUGUCGUUGAAUGACCUGGAAAUAUUACCGGAAUGGUUGGGACAGUUCACUUCUCUAGAAAAACUUUUCAUCGGAGAUUGCCCCAGCCUGACAUCUUUGCCUGAAAGCAUACAGAGUCUCCCAGCUUUGAAGCUACUCGACAUUGCUCAAUGUCCAAGUCUGAUUGCAAGGUGCCAAGGGGAGGAUGCCCACAAGAUUAGUCAUAUCCCCGAAGUCCAAUUCGGGCAUUGAAGGAGUCACUGUGAAGCAACGCGCUAAUCACAUUGUACAAAGUUAUGAAGAGCUGGGUGUAGGAGAGGAACCGGUGGAAAUUAUUGACCCCCUCUGCCCUUUGGUUGGACAACGACGAGGCGGAGGUGUGCAGCUCCUUCCAGUAUCGUGGCGUGGUGCUCAACUCCAUACUUCAUACUCAUCACAAGGAGGGAGGUGCUGGAUUUGGAGGAGGUGUCGCUCUGGCUGUGCCAACAAGUGUUGGAUGCUGUCCUGUUGGACCGAGCUGCUGCUGCUGCUGCU